Molecule: messenger RNA, 1212 nt
Organism: Eutrema salsugineum
Lineage: Eukaryota; Viridiplantae; Streptophyta; Magnoliopsida; Brassicales; Brassicaceae
Product: putative F-box protein At3g21130
Exons: 2
Coding region: 372-1205 (277 amino acids)
Molecular function (GO): protein binding
Source: RefSeq, a predicted model, not a curated record
CAGAAGAGAGAGAAUCAAAGAACCAUUCUGAUCAGAGAGAGUAGGCGAUGGAUGAGAAUCGACAUGAAAAUGCGCUAGGGUUUCGUUGGUUAUACUGCUUCAAUCUUCCUCUGAUUUCUGUUUCAAUGUGGCUAUUUGAGUAGGAAUUGCUCAAACAACCGACGACGGCGAACUCCAGUGGCGGGAAUCGAUGGCGGGAAAAGCUUAGCCUCCUCUCCGGUCGAAAUCUGGCGACGGGUAUCUUCCUUCCGACUUUGUUCUUAAGAACUUGGUACUUGCAUUAGGGUCCUUCUAGGCAUUUUUGAAUAGAUUGGGGAUUAGGUCUUUCUCGAUUUGUAGAUUUUCGAUUUUGGUUGGGAAAGUUAUUCGAUAUGGAGAAGAUAAGCCUUCCAUGGGAUUUGGUAGAGGAGAUACUCUCCAGGGUUCCUUCUAAGUCUGUGACCCGAUUCAGAUCAGCAUCAAAACAGUGGAACGAUCUAUUGGUAUCUAACAAGUUUGCUAAGAAGCACUCUGCUAAUGCACCAAAGGAGUCUGUGAUUAUAAUGUUGAUUCACUCUAGGGUUCACUUGAUGAGGAUCAAUCUCGAUGGGAUUCAGGACAACGUUGCUCCAUCUGUUAAGGUUGGAGCUCAAUUAUACCUUAAAGAUCCGCUUUCUAGUUCUUCACAUCAAGUCGAUAUACGUAAAGUGUGUCACUGCGACGGGUUAUUGCUGUGCGCCACCAAGGAAAAUAGACUCGUGAUUUGGAAUCCAUGUUCUGGAGAAACCAAGUGGAUCCAGCCUAGAGACAGCUACAAGAGAACCGAUUUCUAUGCUCUCGGUUAUGAAAGCAAUUCUUCCUGCAAGAAAUACAAAAUAUUGAGGGUGGAUGUUCAAUCCAUUAUCCCUACAAUCCGCAAUGAGUAUGAAAUGUACGACUUUACCUCUGAUUCGUGGAGAGUUCUUGGUGUGGCCACUGAUUGGUUGAUACGACGAAGUGGCAGGACUGCGAAGGGGAAUACUUAUUGGGCUGCUGUUUAUGAUGCCAUUGAAGGCAGGGCAUAUUGCUUAGAUCUUCAGAGUUAUGUUCCAAGUUUGGCUCAAUUCCAACAAUGUGCACUUCUUGGAGGACGCAAAAGGAAAACAUCUGAGAGGUGGCCAUUUUUUUUUUUUUUUUUUUUAUAUCUGAGAGGUGACAUGUUCAUACCAAUCUGUCGUUUCUUGUAACUCUCGA